UCGUUCCUGGUUUGCUGGCUGCCCUCUCUUCUCUUUUAUCACCUCCUCCUUCAGUUCUUCUCCAUCUCCUCCUGCGAAAACCAGAACCGGUUUUUGUGAUUCUGGUUUUGCGAUUACAGGAAACAGAAUCAAAGAAGGGAGAAAAAUAAUAUGUCUCUGGGCAAGAGGUCGCGUCCGCCGAUGAAAAAGACGGCGAGCAUGACGGAGAUCACCUUCGAUCUGGGCGGCUCCGCCGCGCCCGCCGAGCAAUUACCUCCGCCGCCGCUCACGAAUAUGAUCGGAUCAAUGGUUUCCCCCAGAAACCACAGAAGGCAUUCCGUCGAUCUACAGGAUUCCGCUAAUUUCCUCGCGGCUUGCUCUCUCUGCACCCGCCCUCUAGUCCCGGGCCGUGAUAUUUACAUGUACAGGGGGGACAGGGGAUUUUGUAGCGACGAAUGCAGGCAGAAGCAAAUGAAGCAAGAUGAGAGAAUGGAGAAGUGCAGUAUAGCAUCAAAAAAAGCAGCGGCGGCGGCGGCGGCGGGUUCUACGAAGGCCGGCGUUCCACCUCAGAUCUCCGGCAAAGGCGAGACCGUCGCGGCUUCAUAACCAUUCAUUCAUGCCUCAGUCUCUGAAAUUAAGUGUUAUCUAUCUAAGAAUUAAGAAAUAUUCCCACAAAUUGGAAUUGUGUGUCGUUCUUAAUUUUCUUCAUUGGCGGUUAUUGUGUGGGUGGGAAUUUGAAUUUGGGAUUAAUUACUUUCAGCAAAUUAAGAUUAAGAUAUCAUAUCAUAUGAACAACAAAAGCUGAGGGAUCCAUUUUGAUGCCUUGUUCUCUUA
Momordica charantia (bitter melon) is the source of this 813-nucleotide messenger RNA. RefSeq names its product FCS-Like Zinc finger 6. The record is from RefSeq and is a predicted model, not a curated record. NCBI's taxonomy places the organism in Eukaryota, Viridiplantae, Streptophyta, Magnoliopsida, Cucurbitales, Cucurbitaceae.